AUGCGGGAGAUUGUACAUCUUCAAAUAGGUGCUUGUGGAAAUCACAUCGGGUCAAAAUUCUGGGAGCUAGUCAGUGAAGAGCAUGGGGUCGACCCCACUGGAACUUUCCGUGGAGCCAGCGACCUACAGAUAGAAAGGAUCAACGUUUAUUACAACGAAGCAUCAGGUGGCCGGUUCGUACCGAGGGCUGUGCUAGUGGACCUUGAACCCGGCGUCUUGGACGGUGUCCGCGGGGGCCCCUUUGGGGGCAUCUUCAACCCCAGCAACUUCAUGUUUGGGAGAGCCGGCUGCAGCAACAACUGGGCAAAAGGUCAUCUCACAGAUGGAGCGGAGUUGGCAGACAGCAUCAUCGAGUGUACUCGUAGAGAAGCCGAGAGAUGCGAUUACCUGCAGGGGUUUCAGAUAACACAUUCUCUAGGAGGAGGAACCGGUGGUGGGCUAGGGUGUCUACUGCUGCUGAAGCUGAGGGAUGAGUUCGCUGACCGCAUGUUCUGCUCCUUUGCCGUGCUGCCCUCACCAAAGGUAUCCGACGUUGUGGUGGAGCCCUACAACGCCAUCCUGUCCCUGAACGUGCUGGCGGAUGCCGCCAACCACGUCUAUGUGCUGGACAACGAGGCUCUCUAUGACAUCUGUUUUCGGACACUGAAACUGGCAGCCCCCACUUAUGGGGAUCUCAACCAUCUCAUCUCCUUCGUCAUGUCUGGCGUUACGACUAGCUUCAGAUUCCCGGGUCAGUUAAAUGGCGAUCUCAGAAAACUGGCCGUCAACAUGAUUCCCUUCCCGAGACUGCAUUUUUUCAUGCCUGGGUUUGUUCCGCUGAUGUCCAGAGGAAACCAGGCUUACAGAGCAAUGACGGUUGCAGACCUGACCCAACAGAUGUGGGAUCCCAAAAACAUGAUGUGUGCAGCCGACCCACGCCACGGCCGGUAUUUGACAGCAGCCGCUGUGUUCAGGGGUCUACUUUCUACCAAA
Messenger RNA from Candidula unifasciata, 972 nucleotides. Lineage: Eukaryota; Metazoa; Mollusca; Gastropoda; Stylommatophora; Geomitridae. The record is from the annotation of a GenBank genome assembly.